Lactuca saligna is the source of this 483-nucleotide messenger RNA. NCBI's taxonomy places the organism in Eukaryota, Viridiplantae, Streptophyta, Magnoliopsida, Asterales, Asteraceae. The record is from the annotation of a GenBank genome assembly.
AUGGACCAGCCUGUUAACAUCUCUCCAAAAGGCUAUGUUGGUGUUUACACCGUGUUCUUCAGUUCUGGACUCCGCCUACCCUUCUUUGAGUUCUUAAAUUCCAUUCUUGGGUUCGUCUUUAUCUUGUUUCGUCAGUUUUAUGUAACUAUGGAAAGCGGCGAUUGGAUAUCUUUUCCUUUGCCCUCCGGAGUUAUCGAAAUACACGACGGGUUACCCACCUCUAUCAAGAAAUGGAAGACUGAGUUCUUCUUUGUAGAUGCAUCUUCUUUUAAAGUUGCUAUGCAUUUUGAAAGCCUCAUAAACCGUGACCAUGGACCUAACCCCGAACUUACUGUAGAUGAUCAGUACACUAUAGACCGAUUGGUUGCUAAUUAUAUCAAAUGGUAUGAUCCUGACGACUCGAUUCUCCAACUUGCCAUAAAAUCUACACGCUUCUUGAACGCCUUCUCCAAAAACAUAAUACCCAUAUUCCAAGGUUGUUGA